AUGGCGGCUGUUGUUGUCAUUACCGUUCUGUUGACGUUAUUCUCUACGAUUCAUAGUAUUCAUUUCAACGGUGGAACGAUAACUUGGGCACCAGUGAAUCCAUAUGAUAAUUCGAGCUCUGUUGUUAUUACAAUUACACAAUCCUAUUCAUGGAGUUAUCCAACUAUAACCUGCACAACGAAUGUACCGAUCAGUACAAGUGGGCGUAGUGGAUCUAAUGAUAAUUUAACUUGUGUUGUGGAUUGCUCAACAGAUGGCGGUUAUUCGGCUCAUCCAAUUGAUAUUCUAACUGAUUGUACAUCGUCGAGUGCGUCGUUGGGUAUGAUGACCAGUCAACGCUCAGUCAAUAUAACACUACUGGCAAACGCGUCUUUCUCUGUUGCUUAUCAAGGGUCAGCUUGGCGUGCUUUGAAUUAUCCAGCUGUGGGUGGUCUUGAUUGGUCAAUUUUAUGCGCAAUCGAUUUAAGACCACGACCUGAUGGUAGUAUUAAUACACCGCCUGUAACGACUAUUGUUUCUCCGCAAUACGUUAUCGUCAAUCAAACAACACUUAUCAAUAUUCCUGUGUCGGAUGCUAACGCCGGUGAUGAUGUACGCUGUCGUUGGUCAACUUUUACACAAGGAUAUCGUAAGAAACGAUCUUAUGAGUAUGGCGAAACAAAUAUUCACCGUUCCGCACAUGACGUAUACGAAAAUCUCGACUAUAGUGAGAGAGACUAUAUUCUUCACAGAGUGAAAAGGGUGCCUGCAGGACCUACAGCUGGUACAACACCUGCAGGACCUACAGCUGGUACAACACCUGCAGGACCUACAGCUGGUACAACACCUGCAGGACCUACAGCUGGUACAACACCUGCAGGACCUACAGCUGGUACAACCCCUACGGCACCUACAGCUGGUACAAUACCUACGAUACCUACAGCUGGUACAAUAAAUACCGGUUCUGUAACUACUGUACAAACAGUAACAUCAGACUCAAGUACUAGCGAAACAGCUGGAACUAAAAAAUCAACCUCGUCAUUUCCCACUCGUCAAGCAGUUGAUGAAUGUGGUGGAAUCUGUCAUCCAUCGAGUACACCGAAUGGUACGACUCUUUCGAAUUGUACACUUAGUUUUACAGGACUUGUCGCUGGUGCUUGGUACGGAGUCUCUGUUCAAAUUGAAGAUUUUAUUAACUCAACAAGCAACCAGUCAAUGAGUUCAGUACCGGUUCAAUUUUUAAUUUAUGUCCUUCCAACACCAACAUGUUCAUUUUUACCCACGUUUAGUCCUUUAGCGGAUUGUCUUGAUGUGCAAGUAAACGUUACUGUCACUUUCAAGUUAAAUGUUAAUAAUUCAUGCAAUCCAGACGAUUCAAAUAUAACCGAUGUUGUUACAACGAAGUCCAUUUCAGGUAUGACAGUAGGCCCAUUAGUUUCGUCACCUAAUGGUCGAUAUGUCUAUGUCACUCUCACCUGGACACCACAAUCGAGCCAGAUGGGACUCCAAGAACUUUGUGUCACUGCUUUCACCAGUGAACGAGUUCAAUCCGAUGAAUACUGCGUCACAUUCAAUGUUCAAACAGGACCUGCUUGUACCACAACGACUUCAACAUCGUCAUCAACUACUACAACAACAAAAACAACAUCUACAAGUGAAACAACUACAACACCUGAACCGACUACUACAACGACUGAAACAACAUCUACAAGUGAAACAACUACAACACCUGAACCGACUACCACAACGACUGAAACAACGUCUACAAGUGAAACAACUUCAACAUCGGUAACAACGACGACCACGGCAACGUCAACUUCGACGACUACAACAACCGUCACAACAGCUACAACAACAAAGAAAGCUUCAGGCCAAAAUAUCGACUGGGCAUUGAUCGUAGGGUUAUCUUUGCUAGCUCUUCUGUUGAGUAUAUGCUGCUGCUGUUGCCUAUACUGUUGGAUGUGGGGCGCCUGUGCAAGACGGCGUAGACGAAAACGAUCAAAUCAGAAAGAAGAACGAACGAUGCAGCAUUUACUAUUGAACAAUUCGUCGACUUCGUUUAAUUCAUUCCGUCUAUCCAGCAAUACGAAUUCGAAUCGAAUAUCAUUGGAUAGAAUUUCAUCUACGGAAAAAGAUAUCGACGAAACUCAACUUAAUAAUACAGUGGCAAAGAGAACUUCCGACAUAGAAGGGCCGCUUAAAAAUGGCCGACGGUCGUCGGUUACUGUGACUAAAGUGAAGAAAGACAUAUCUGCCCCACAAAAUAAACCACCAACAAGCACAUCAGCUAAUACAAAACCAAAUAAUGAUCAACCACGACGAUCAAACACUGGUUUGGUCCAUGUUACUAAAGUGAUCAGACCAACACCAAUAUCAACAAAAGUCUCGAUGGAUACGGCGACACUAUCAGCGCGUCACAACACGAAUGUGGAUAAAAAUGUUACGGUAACUAAGUUACCUAGAGCAUCAACUCAAACAUCGUGA
Adineta ricciae is the source of this 2463-nucleotide messenger RNA. The record is from the annotation of a GenBank genome assembly. Lineage: Eukaryota; Metazoa; Rotifera; Eurotatoria; Adinetida; Adinetidae.